Molecule: messenger RNA, 2190 nt
Organism: Zerene cesonia (dogface butterfly)
Lineage: Eukaryota; Metazoa; Arthropoda; Insecta; Lepidoptera; Pieridae
Gene: Cog4
Product: conserved oligomeric Golgi complex subunit 4
Exons: 15
Coding region: 67-2133 (688 amino acids)
Source: RefSeq, a predicted model, not a curated record
ACUAGUUUUACACGAAAGCAACUUUGAAGAAAAAUAAAUAAUUACUAAAUUUUACUAAUAAAGAACAUGUCUAUAGCUUUGCUAUUGGAAAAGUAUGAUGUAUCCACUGAAGAGGGGCUUCAGAAAGCGCUUCAUGAUAUUGAAAAAGAAGAGUCGGAAGUUAACGAGGCUUUAUCAAAUGCACUGUCAAAAGCGUGUGUACUGGAGGGAAGACUGCGGUCAGCAAGUCAAGCUUACACUAAUCUCGGCGAAGUCAAGAACGAUGCUCAAAUAGCCGCUGAUAUGGUCAACAAAACUGCGGCAUUGGCGAGAGAUGUUAGCGCUAAAGUGCGGCAACUUGAUCUUGCUAGAUCCCGAGUAGCUGAAUGUCAACAAAGGGUGCAUGAUUUAAUAGAUCUAAAAGUGUGCAGUGCUGGUGUAGAUGCAGCUAUAAAAGCACAUGAUUAUGAAACUGCCGCGGGCCACAUAUCGCGUUUCCUCAGCAUGGAGCCGGCGUCCGUGGCGGCGGCGCGCGCGCGCGGCGACGCCGACCCGCGACACGACAUCACGGCCGCCGCGAAUACGCUGCGACAGCAUCUUAUCAAGAAGUUUGAAGAAGCAUCGAAAAAAGAAGAUGACGCGGCUGUAGAGAGACUGUUUAAAUUGUUCCCGCAGAUAGGCUGUGCGGAGCAGGGAGUCGACCUGUUGGCCAAGUACGUGGCUUCACAGUUGGAGACGACAAUCCGUCGCGCGAGCGUGGUGUCUGGUGCGGGCGGGGGCGCAGGCGCGGGCGGGGGCGGGGCGGAAGCGGCGCACGCGGACGCGCUCACCCGCGCGCUGGAGGCGGGCGCGGCCGCGCUCGAGCGGGUGCGCGCGCUGGCCGCGCCCGCGCCGCACACGCUGCCGCGCGCGCUCGCCGUGCUGCAGCCCGUCAUAAGCGCCGGGGCGCGCACGGUGUGCCGCUCGCUGGUGGCGCGGCGCGCGGGCGCGGCGUCCGCGCGGGACGCCGAGCCCGCGCUGCACGAGCUGGCGCUGGCGCACUCGCGCCUGCAUCUCUACUUCGUGUUCGUGCGCCGCAGACUCGAUUUAAACACAAAUAUGGACGAGAAGACGAGAAGCGCAUGCGCAGAGGAGAUUGAAAGAAUAAUUUCGGAAAGCGACAUGACCAGAACUGCGCAGGACAUCUUGGGACAGUAUUUGACACUUGAAAGAUUUUAUUUAGAAGAAAGCGUAAAUAAAGCGUUGAAGUUGUCCACUCCACAGCCCGGUAUGACUACGUCUAGUUUGGUAGAUGACGUGUUCUUCAUAGCUAGGAAAGUUAUUAGGCGCGGCGUGUCCACGGGCAGCGUGGAGGGCGUGUGCUGCGUGGUGAACGAGGCGGGCGCGGCGGCGGCGCGCGCGGCCGCCGCGCUGCGGCGCCGUCUGGGCGCGCCGCCGCCGCCCCCGCCCGCGCCGCUCUGCCGCGACGCCGACGCGCACGCCAACCUCUACUUUGCGCACAUGACUGAAGCGGAGCAGGGCGCGGAGUGGUCGGAGCGCAUCGCGAGCGAAGCGUGCGAGUGGGCGGACGCGCUGUGCCGCACGGACAGCGAGCGGGACAAGGUGCGCUCGUGCGCCGCCGGGUUCGCCGACGCCGCUGCCGCCUUCCGCAGCGUGUCCCAGAUGGGCCUCGCCGCGCUGCGGGCCGCCCUGCAGCCCGCGCUGGCCGCCUGGGCCGACUACGUGGUGGCUCCUGACCUGGACAUCGAGGAGGUGGAGGAGCAGGCGGGCGCGCUGGCGGGCGCGCUGGACGCGCUGGCGGCGGCGGCGCGCGCGCGGCUGGGCGGCGCGGCCGACGCGCUGCUGGCCGACCUGCUGGCCGACCUCAUCGCGCGCGCGCACAAGAAGAUGCUCACCAACACGUAUGAUCAGGAGGGCGGCGUGGGCGUGGAGCGGCGCGCGCGGCGCCUGGCCGCGUGGGCGGGCGGCGAGGCGGGCGCGGCGCGCGAGCGGGCCGCGCGGCUCACGCACGCCGCCGCGCUGCUCGCGCUGGACGCGCCGCAGCACGCCGCCGCGCUGCCGCCCGCCGUGCGCCCGCCGCCCGCGCGCGCCGCUGAGCUGCUGGCGCGCCGAUCGGACUUCAAGCUGGAAGACAUAAAACGCAUAAAAUGGUAACUUGCCAUCAUUUGUAGCAGACUAUCAUUCUUCCAUUAUAUAAUUAUUAUUUAUACA